This is a messenger RNA of Chrysochloris asiatica (Cape golden mole), 1929 nucleotides long. Its product is annotated as leucine-rich repeat-containing protein 37A-like. The annotation marks the transcript as partial. The record is from RefSeq and is a predicted model, not a curated record. NCBI's taxonomy places the organism in Eukaryota, Metazoa, Chordata, Mammalia, Afrosoricida, Chrysochloridae. The transcript has 2 exons.
AUGAGGAAAGGCGGACGACCGACUGCUCAACUGCCUCGAGCUGCUCCCCGCUCCCCUAGGCUCACAGCCUCGGCUCUGAGUCCUCCGGUCCCACCGCUCACCUUCCUAGCCCUUCUCACCGCCACCAGAGGUGGCAGGACACCGAGACGGCAGACCUUUAUCCGCAGACCAAAGCUAAAGAGGAGGCGGGUCCAGCAAGAGGUCCUAGCUCAUCUUCUAAAGCCCACUGAGGAAGUUGAGCCUUCUGCAGUCCAGCAGGAAGCCUCAGCACAGCCUCUAAAGGCUCCCCAGCAGGUUGGAUCUUCUCUAGGCCAGCAGGAAGCUCCAGCUCACCCUCCUAAACCCUCUGUGGAGGUGGGAACUUUUCCAACCCAGCAGGAGGCACCAGCUCACCCUCCUAAACCCUCUGUGGAGGUGGGACCUUGUCCAACCCAGCAGGAGAUUCUAGCUCACCUUCCUAAGCCCUCUGAGGAGGUGGGAUCUUCUCCAACCCAGCAGGAGAUUCUAGCUCACCCUCCAAAGCCAUCUGAGGAAGUUGGACCUUCUCCAGUCCAGCAGGAAUCUUCAGCUGAGCCUCCAGAGCCCCCUGAGGAGUUUGAGCCUUAUCCAAUGCAGCAGGAAUUCCCAGCUCACCCUCCACAACUUUCUGAGGACUUGGAACCUUCUCCGGUCCAGCAGGAAGCCCCAACACAGCCUUCAAUGUCUCCAGAGGAGCUAGAGCCUUCUGCAGGGCAGCAGGAGGCUCCAUCUCAGGCUUCAGAGCCCCCUGAGGAGUUUGGACCUUCUCCAAUACAGCAGGAAGGCCCAGGUCAGCCUCCAAAGCCCUCUGAGGAGGUGGAAACUUCUCCUGGCCAACAGGAAGCCCCAGGUGCAGCUCUAGAACACCUUGAGGAGAUUGAACCAUCUCAAGUCCAGCUAGAGGCCCCAGCUCUCCCUCCAGAGCUUCCUGAAAAAGUAGAACCUUCUCCAGUCCACGCAGAAGCCUCCACACUGGCUCCUCUGCUUCCCCAUGAGUUCAAACCUCCAAGUGAACAGGCGGCUGCUGUUCCACUUGCAGAGCUCCCUGACGAAGUAGAACUUUCUCCAAUGCUGCAGGAAGUUCCAGGAGAGCCUCCAAAACCAUCUGAGGGUAUUGAACCUUCUGCAAGUCACCAGGAAUUUCCAGGUGAGACUCUAAGUCUCCCCGAAGAAAUUACACCUCCUUCAACAGAGCAAGAGGCCCCAACUGCACCUUCAGAGCUCCCUGAGGAGAGUGAAACUCCAGUCCAGCAGGAAACCCCAACACAACCUCCUGAACCUCCUCAGGUUAAACCUCCAACACAGCAUGAGGCCCCAACACAGCUUUCAAAGCCCUCUGAGGGUAUUGCACCUUCUCAGACUCAGCAGGAAUUGCCAGCUAAACCUUCAAAGCCCUCUGAGGAAAGCACACCUUGUCCAACCCAGGAGGAGGCCCCUGUUCAGGCUUCUCCAGUACAGCAAGGGGGCGCACAUCAGCCUGUAAAACUCCCUGAAGAGGUGGAACCUUCUCCAGUUCAGCAGGAGGCCCCAACCCACCCUCAUCUUUCAACCUUGCCCAAUGUUACAGUUAAGCCUGCUGAUCUGCAGCUGACCCUAACUCCAGAACCCACUAAGGAGGUUCAUUCAUGUCCAACUCAGCAUGCUGUCCCACCUCAACCUCCAGAGACUCCUUCUGAGAAGGGGAAAUCAGCAAUGAAACAGGAGUUUCCAGUUCAGUCGUCUAAGACUCAGGGAAAUGUUGAGCCUCCUCCAGUUCAUCCUCCUGAACAGGUCAAACCUCCAACCCAUCAGGAGGACCUAGCUCAGGCACCAGAGUCCCCAAAUGUGGUUUUAACACUACCUUUUUUGUAUGAUGAAGUGACAUUUCAACCUCCAGGUCCUCCACAAAUUCAGCAUUCAGUCUUGCCUCAA